Saccostrea cuccullata (small rock oyster) is the source of this 1339-nucleotide messenger RNA. RefSeq lists its product as uncharacterized. The transcript is spliced from 8 exons. NCBI's taxonomy places the organism in Eukaryota, Metazoa, Mollusca, Bivalvia, Ostreida, Ostreidae. The record is from RefSeq and is a predicted model, not a curated record. Bases 202 to 1095 code for a protein of 297 amino acids.
AUGUUUUCCUGUAUGUUGCUUAAAAAAGAUUUCCAGUUCUUAGAAACCAGAACACUUCCAUUUCAUUAAAAAUAGUUCGAGUCAGCUAUGGAAGUCAAUACAUGUAGCGAUAUUUGAUCACACUAUUGUUCUAUCACGAAAUAUUAAGGACUCUUCCAUCAGAGGAACUGGACUAUUCAGGGUACCAUUUAACAUGUAAAAAUGUUUCAACACUUAUGGAAAUAUCAAACAACGAAUGUGUUAAUUUUUACAGCUUGUUAUCUUGGUGUUUUUGGUUUUUCCUGGUUUGAAGCCCAAGACAAAUGUCAUAGAAAUGGAGAAAAAAUGGCGCAUCGUCCUGACUCUAAGCCAAGCACAUCUUAUUGGACUCCAUACCAUAAACGCACUUCCCACUGGAUAGGUAAUUUAGGAUGUUACUCAGAUCAAGAUCUUUCUUUCAAAAGAAAGAACAAUUAUUCCCUGAUUGUUCCAUCACCUGGAUUAUGUCAAGAAAGAUGUACUAAAAGAACGCCGAGCACAUAUCUGUUUGCAAUCAUGAACAAAUCAUGCAUCUGUCUGAAUGAUCCUCCCAAGAUCCCAUCAAGUCAACUUAGCAACUGUAAAUUCUGCAUGGAAAACACUAAAUUCUCAUUGGAGCAAGACUGUGAUGACAAAUUGCCUUUCAGAAUAUUCUUCUCCAUUUUAAUUCAAAAGGACUUCAAUUUAUCUGCAUCAAACUGUGACAAAACAAAUAAAUGCUGUGAAAUACAUAUAAAUCGUAUGAAUGAACGAGAAAAUCUAAAACUGCUGAAACAUCCGUUAAGGAACAGGUCCAGUUGUAUAGUUUUCAUAAGGCAAAUUUAUACAGCUUUUGAUCAAGGUGAUAAGUUUACCGACUUCGAGAAAUGCAAGAAUUCCUCCUGUCAACAGUGCCGUGUAAAUGGAUGUCCAUUUGUUGAUUGUUUUGAUUGUGUGGAUACAGUUUUUCUGCUCAGAAGUAUGAUUAAUAAUGUUUUUAUAUCAUUCAAACAGUGCAACAUGCAAAACAUGAAUGUCCAGAAAGAGUUUCGUUUUCAUACAAGAAGCGUAAUUUGCAAUAAUUAUUAUCUUCUUUAAUUAUCUGGUUGUAUAAGUUAAAAAUGAUGCUAUUCAAACCAGCAACCAUGUUUUAGCACAGUUCUGGUAAGUGUUUACUCUUAUGUCUGUGGUAUAUGCGCCAGGGUUUCAAAAUAUUAAAUAAUUGCAAUAGACGACAUGCGAAGCUGUGUUUUGAAGGUCGGGUCAUUUGAUUUUCAUGAAUAUUAAAAGAAAUUUGUGACAGUUACACACUUUAUAGCUUUCGUAAACAUCGAGCACAGGU